AAUACCUGAGGAGUGUUUACAGCCUGGAAGAUUAUUUAUGUUUGGUUUUAUCUCUAUAGUCACACAUCCAAGCUAAGAGAAAAGAAACACAGGAACCCUCUCAUUAUCUUUUUGAAAUAUGAAGAUCAGAGAGAAACCUGGGUUUAACGUGCGGAGUGAUGGUCCUAGCAGAAUGCUUAUAAAUUAAAAGGCAUCCUGCCUCUGUAAUCACAGAUCCAGGAGCAGAGCUGGCAUUUAGACAGAAUGGAACACUAGAAUCGUCGUUUUUUAUACCUACAGCUCCGAUGAUCAGAAAAAUGGAGAAUAUUGUAUGAAGUGGAGCUUCUGGUCCAUCUGCUUUUUCCAUUGAUGGACUGAAGAGCCAUAGAAGUGAUUGAUGCACUGCUUCAGAAUGGGAAGCAAUAAAGAUGAUGCCCUUUUGAAUAGAAUUGCAUUCCCAGGACCAGCAUCCCAUGUCACCAGUCCUCAUGGCUUACCUCUCCAAGAACCAUUUGGCAUUCCUUUCCACUUUGAACCUCCGUAUUGGGACCACCAAGCCUACCACGGAUAUUCAGGACGGUUCUCCUACCUGCCCUUCUCCAGCUAUGUAGGGGUCUAUGACUACUCCUUUGAGCCAGCCUUCAUUCGUAAAAGGAACGAGAGGGAGAGGCAGCGGGUCCGUUGUGUGAAUGAGGGCUAUGUGCGUCUCCGAGACCACCUCCCCAAGGAGCUUGCAGAUAAGCGCCUCAGCAAAGUUGAGACCUUGCGGGCUGCCAUCACUUAUAUCAAACACCUCCAGAGUUUGCUGGACUACCAUCCUUUAGAGACAAACACGAAACCUGCUAUUCCGGCAGCAACAGAAGCAGCAACAGGGGCACCUGGUCUGAGCUUAAGAAGGGAAUGCAACAGUGAUGGGGAAUCUAAGACCUCAAUAGCUUCAUCCCCUUAUAGUGAGUUUGAAGAAGUAUGCAGUUAAGAAACUUCAGGAACUUCUUCAAAAACCUACAAAUUCAAGAUUGCAUCUCUCUUUCUUAGUAUCUCAAAGAACUACAUGAUUUCUACAUUGGCACAGCUUUUCCUGCAAGAACUAAUUCAGUUCCCAGCAAAGGGACGAGAAAGGUAUCUCAGUUGUACCAUCUGUUUCAUUCUGGGCAAAAUUUCAGAUGCUUGUGUAAGGAGACAACAACAUUGCUCCUGACGUUUUUGUUAAUUUAUGGUCUUAUUGUGUAUGUGUGUGUCUUAGGGUUGAAAUAGUUUUUAAAAAUAUAUAACAUGGUCAUUAAUUGUUGCAAUCUUUGAUUUGUUUGUUUGGUCUAUUCAGAAGAGGACAAUAAAUUCAGAUGAUUCCUCAUUUCUUCAGUUUCACAUUAGGAUAUCAAUGUAUGUUGGGUUCAGUAGGCAAAGCAUACUGUAAUUGCU
Messenger RNA from Anolis sagrei ordinatus, 1398 nucleotides. It is a transcript of the gene ASCL4, whose product is annotated as achaete-scute family bHLH transcription factor 4. Gene Ontology annotation, biological process: regulation of transcription by RNA polymerase II; developmental process. Gene Ontology annotation, molecular function: RNA polymerase II transcription regulatory region sequence-specific DNA binding; protein dimerization activity; DNA-binding transcription factor activity, RNA polymerase II-specific. The record is from RefSeq and is a predicted model, not a curated record. Lineage: Eukaryota; Metazoa; Chordata; Lepidosauria; Squamata; Anolidae.